Molecule: messenger RNA, 1041 nt
Organism: Argiope bruennichi
Lineage: Eukaryota; Metazoa; Arthropoda; Arachnida; Araneae; Araneidae
Exons: 7
Coding region: 340-1011 (223 amino acids)
Source: RefSeq, a predicted model, not a curated record
GGUUCUUUACAAGCAGACGUGGCUUUCCGAGUCAUCUUAUCAAACAGGACUGCUGAUAGGAGCGAAAUAAAAGAUGAGAUUAGAGUAGACUUUAGCCAAUAUACUAAGACAUGCCUUUGGUUGAUUAUUGUUCUGGUGUUUUUCAUUAGAACAGACGGCGCCAAACCGAAGAGAUGCGAAUCUCCUUGGCGAACCUACAACAAAGUAUGUUUUCUGUUCUCAGACAACAACCAGCAGAAGUUUGAAGAUGCACAAGCCAUCUGCUACAAGAAGGGAGGAUUCUUGGCGAGCAUUCGAAGCAGCCAAGAGCAAGGAUUUCUCAUAAAGACUAUCCAAGGCAUGGGAUCGUCGUUCUCUCGUGUGCGUUGGCUGAUCGGCUUGUACCAGUAUGACCCAUCUGAUAACAAGGCCUAUCGCUGGCUGGACGGGAGCGUGUCAAAUUUCCGAAACUGGAUGCCAACUCAGCCAAAUUCAGUGUACGAACGAUGCACCUUAAUUGAUGGAAGCAACGGGUAUAAAUGGAGAGACGAAAUUUGCAGCAACCGGGCCUUGUUCAUAUGCCGGAAAGAUCUUGAAAAAGAUGGCUCCAUGAAUUGUUUCAAGGGGCAUCCGCCCCCACAGCAAAUCUUAGAGAAGAAGGGCAUCAGCGUCACGGAGUGUCUGGAGCACUGCAGAGGCCUCGGCUUCACCCUCGCUGGAACCAUUCCGGAUAAGUGUUACUGCCUGCAGCCGGAAAAUCUCAACAAUCUCAAAAUAGCCGAAAGACUGGAAUGCAACGGCAAUUGUCAAAACCAGCAUUGCGGGAAUGAUAAUUUCAUCACGAUAUAUAAUCUAACUUUUUAUUCCGACACUGCGGAAUCAUGCGAAGACCUCUCGCAGUUGGGGCUUUCAAAUCCAAGCACCUACGUCACGAAAUCGGGAGAGGAGGAGAAAUUACAAAAUUGUUUUUCAGAUGAUUUUCUAUACACUUUUUCGUUUUGGAACAGCUUAUCAAGACUUUAUAAAGUCUAAAAUGUGCUGAAGAAGGAAAAAUGUUAUCAG